GUGAACUCUACCAUGCUCUUGGGGAAAGAACUUUGGGAUAGCUCAUUGCUAAUUGCCAACAGUAAGUUGCUCUAACGUGGUUGGUGAGAAGUCCCCGAUGCAACAUCUUCUUCUAGGCUUCAGGACUCAUGUCUGUUGUACUGCGUGAAGAUAUAUAGGAGCGAAUGUCUUCUCUUGCAUCCUUCUUGUACAUCAGGAAGACUUUGAUCAAGGACAACAGAUCAAUUCGUUCAUCGCCGCUGUUCUCAAUCUGCUUAGGAAGUCACACUCCCACCUCCUUCAAGCACUCCACAUUGCAGCUCGAUCCGGUCCACAAACUCGAUUGUUCUGUCAACCAAACUGGAACCGAUUCAACAUGACUACACCCAUGACUCCUCAAUCCCAGGCCAAUCCUCAGUCAAGCCCACCCCGCAUCUUGACUGCCGUCCAGACCAAGAUAGCAUACAACGUGGGAACACUGAGUCCGACCUCUCAAAAGCAUGCUCAAGAAGGCCUCUGCGAUGGCAGAAUGUCAAUGACCCGCUGUUACAAGCACGACGAUGACUAUUACUUCGAACUGCAAGAAAAAAUCCGCGUCAAGGUUUCUGACGAGGAAACUCCCACCUGCUCGAGUUGCUCAAACUCCGAUGGUCGUGCCUGUCGACACAUUUGGUGGGUCAAUGAUCAGAUCUUGAACACCAAAGUUGCUCCUCACGAUAAAUCUCGCGCUCAAUACGAAAUUUCUCGUGAUGGGCAGGCUGCUCGUGAGAAUGGAAGAGCAAAUCAAGAGAAGGAAGGAGAACCUUUCAUGUUUUACGACUAUCUGGAUGAAACGGAGCUUCCUAGGGUUGCAAAGCUCGGAGGUUGGUGGAUGCAAGACCCCUCAGAUCGACGAGAUUUGAUGUUGGUCGAACAAACCGCCGCAAACAUUUUGUCGGCUUUUGAGCCUUGUGGUAUUCUGUCCAAGCAGCAUGGCCAAGACAAUUUUGAGAUGUUGCAACGCGAGUCGCAAGCACUCUUUGCACGAUACAGAAACGAAAUGAUCAGACAGGUCAAAUCGGCCCCUUUCCUGCUCAUCGCUCUGGGAGCAGCCGUACCUGAAGCCGAGCGAGACUUGCUCCAUCUCACGAAAAUCCACAGCCGCAUCGAACGUAUCUUUUUCGACUUCGGAUACUGGAGAGUGAUCCGCUCGCCCAACGAGAGCAAUCUCGAUGCGACCGCAGAAGCUCUCCAUAACGAGAUUGGCUACCUACAGUCCUUUGUCCUAGAUCCCCGUCACUAUGUACUCCGGACUCAGUCUCAAGGAUAG
Molecule: messenger RNA, 1288 nt
Organism: Aureobasidium pullulans EXF-150
Lineage: Eukaryota; Fungi; Ascomycota; Dothideomycetes; Dothideales; Saccotheciaceae
Exons: 4
Coding region: 356-1288 (310 amino acids)
Source: RefSeq, a predicted model, not a curated record